Messenger RNA from Neoarius graeffei (lesser salmon catfish), 5093 nucleotides. RefSeq names its product N6-adenosine-methyltransferase non-catalytic subunit-like. Gene Ontology annotation, molecular function: mRNA binding. Bases 88 to 1443 code for a protein of 451 amino acids. Gene Ontology annotation, cellular component: RNA N6-methyladenosine methyltransferase complex; nucleus. The record is from RefSeq and is a predicted model, not a curated record. Lineage: Eukaryota; Metazoa; Chordata; Actinopteri; Siluriformes; Ariidae. The transcript has 11 exons.
CGUGCGACCGAGGCUUGUUGGUUUUGAAUGGGCUUGCUUGCAUUUUCCUGGUGAAAUAAUCCAUUUGGACAGUAAUAAACACGCGAAAUGGACAGUCGGUUGCAGGAAAUUCGUGAGAGGCAGAAGAUAAGACGACAACUUCUUGCACAACAGCUGGGAGCAGAAAGUGCAGACACCAUUGGCGCCGUUCUUAACAGCAAACAGGAGCAAAAGGAGAUCGAAGAGACAAGAGAGACGUGCAGAUCGUCGUUCGACACGACAGCGUCCGGCUCCAAAAGGAAAUGCCAGAAUGAGGGUGAGGACGCCGAUGAGGACGUUGAGGAGCAGAGAGAGGACGCAGAGCCUCAGCAGCAGGAGGACAGCGGUCCAUUCGAAGAGGUCUACAAGGACUCCAGCACGUUUCUGAAGGGGACGCAGAGUCUGAAUCCUCAUAACGACUACUGCCAGCAUUUUGUGGACACGGGACAUCGACCGCAGAACUUCAUCAGAGAUGUGGGUCUGGCUGACCGAUUUGAGGAGUACCCCAAACUCCGGGAACUCAUCCGGCUCAAAGACGAGCUCAUCUCCACUACAAACACACCGCCCAUGUACCUGCAGGCCGAUCUGGAGAACUUUGAUCUUCGGGAUCUGAAGUGUAAAUUUGACGUGAUCCUGCUGGAGCCUCCGUUAGAAGAGUAUUACAGAGAGUCAGGCAUCAUCGCCAGCGAACGCUUCUGGACCUGGGAUGAUAUCAUGAAGCUGGAGAUCGAUGAAAUCUCAGCACUGCGUUCUUUCGUCUUUCUCUGGUGCGGCUCAGGAGAGGGGCUCGAUCUCGGGAGGAUGUGUUUGAGGAAAUGGGGGUUCAGGAGAUGUGAGGACAUCUGCUGGAUCAAGACCAACAAAAACAACCCGGGAAAGACCAAAACGCUAGACCCUAAAGCAGUGUUUCAGAGGACCAAGGAGCACUGCCUGAUGGGUAUUAAGGGCACGGUGUGGCGCAGCACAGACGGUGACUUCAUCCAUGCUAACGUAGACAUCGACCUGAUCAUCACAGAGGAGCCUGAGAUGGGCAAUAUCGAGAAGCCUGUGGAGAUUUUCCACAUCAUUGAGCACUUCUGCCUCGGACUCAGACGUCUGCAUCUAUUUGGGAGAGACAGUACUAUCAGGCCAGGCUGGUUAACCGUCGGACCCACGCUGACCAACAGCAACUUCAAUGCUGAAGCCUACUCCGCCUACUUCUCAUCUUCCCACCUCUCUGGCUGCACAGAGGACAUUGAAAGGCUCCGCCCCAAAUCUCCACCCCCUAAGGCAGAGGGGUGCAGGGGGGCUUCGCGAGGGGGCCGAGGUGGAGUGGCAGGGGGUCGAGGUGAACGCGGGCGUGACAGGAACCGACCCAACUUUCGAGGAGAGCGGGGUGGGUUCAGAGGUCGUGGCGCACCUCACCGCGGGUUUCCUCCACGAUAAAUUCACAUUUUUAUCAUGGUGGGGUUUUUUUGUUUGUUUGGUUUUUUUUAAGUAAAAAUGAUGACACAGAGCUGAUAUAUAUUUUUUUUAACGGACCAGCAGGUUGUUGUUGUUUGGCUACCAAAGUUUUCGCCUUUUGUUUUCAAUUUUUGGAUCUAGAUCAUACCAUAGACAUGACCAAACAGCUGAGGAGUUUUAUAUGUGCACAUCUUGCAUUUUAAAAGGUUCAGAUCUUCAUCAGUGCUGUUCGAUUUCUUCUGUUCGGAUCGAACGUCAAUUGUUAGAAAUGCAGUUUUGAGAUUUUUAAUGAUUUUAUAAUUGGUCUUUUAUAAUUGUAAUUGUUCUGAUUUUUUUUUUUCUUUUCUUCCCUAAAAAUGUCAUGUAUGCUUUACUUUGCAACUUCCUUCGGCUCUGGUAUUAGUAAUGGGUCUGGAGGCAAACAUUAAAGACCCUGUUUUCAACCUCUGCAUUCAGACAUCAUCUGCAUCGCAGGCUAUCUCUCAGACAUCUUUAUUUUUUUUUUUGCUGUGCAUGUGUUUAAAUGGGAGGUGAUGGAAAGUGGAAAAUUAGUUUCUCUCCUCUGUUUCCUCAAAAAAUAAAAUCACUUUUAAAGGUGUGUACUUUUGCCCUAGAGUGGACAGAGAAAUAACUCCAAUUGAAUAUACACUCGCCAUCUGCACCUGUACCACUGCGCAUUCAGCAAUGAUCCAAUCAUGUGGAAGCAGCACGGUGUAUAAAAUUAUGCAGAUAGUGUGUAGAUACAUCUGUAGAGCCACUGGGACACAUCAUCAGUAAUGUUUCCUGAAGUCAUCAGGUGUUACGAGUCUUUCAACAUCACACCCACAACCAGGGAUAGACCCUGGCUUGUGUCCCAGCAGCAUUAGUCCAUGUUUUGGACCUUUUUAUCCAGAUCCACCAAGAGGCUCUCUCUGCAGCCUCUAUGGUGGAUUUGAUGGCUCUCCUCUUUGCAGCUCCUGUGAUGCCAAGCAGGGUGUAGGUCUUGCAUAAGGAGUGGGCAGCAAAGCCUCUACAUCCCACUUCUGUGGGCUCACAGUGAGCUUUCCAGUCACUCCUCCAGCAUUGCUCCACCAGCUCAUUGUAUUUGAGCCGCUUGCGCUUGUUGGCCUCUUCCAUGCAGUCCUCCCAAGGGACUGUCAACUCAACUAAGAGGACCUGCUUAGAAGAAGCCGAUGUUAACACCAUGUCUGGCCUCAAGGAGGUUGGUGUCACAUGGUCUGGGAACUUGAGCUGCCUGCCAAGAUCAAUUUGCAUCUCCCAGUCUGAUGCUGAUGGUGUAGGCUGUGGUCAUGGCUUCUCUCCAGGUCUUACAAAGGAGAUUUUCCUCUGACUGUGGGUGUGCUUGUUGUUGCUCACUGCCCUGGAAAUGGCCUCAGCCACUGACUUCAGCACCUGGUCAUGUCACUAGCAGUAGUGCCCCUCCCCAAGGGCUGUUGUGCAGCUGCUUAGGAUGUGCUCCAGUGUACCCUUCCUGGGGCAGAGAGGACAUGUUCAUCAUUCACUCUUGCUCCAAACGUGCAGGUUUGCUGGGCUGAGUAGCACGUUGUAAACAGCUUGGACCAUGAACUUGCUAUGCUAAGGCUCUGCCUGCCAGAUGUCAGUCCAGGUCAGCUUCCUCUCCAGCACUCCUUCUCACCUUGUCCUAGCCCCCUGCUACUGCAUGCUCACCAUCCUGCUGGUCCGCACCUCCUCCAGGACUAGAUGGUAUCUGUCCUUGCCAUGGGCCUUGUCGUAUCGAGGCUGUAGGAUGGCUCCUAUCCCAGCACACCUGGUUGCCACUGUGCCCACCAGAGCUUUGCAUCUCAGCUGAGACUCCACCAGCUCCAGCCCUUCUUGAGCUUUCCACUUCCUGCAUGUCCACACAUUGAUGACCACCGAUGCCACUCUGGAGUCACUGGAGUCCUGAUACUCCAGCACUUUUCUUGUGUGUGAGACCCUGAACUCCUCUUCCAGACUGCUGAUGGGAAGCUGGAGUUUGUUGUUCCUACUGUACAGCACUGCACUGUUGAGACUGCACGGCAGACCCAGCCAUCUGCGGAGGUAACAGCUGAUCUUUCUCUGCUGGAGACAUUGUCACCUUGUACACCAGCAGAGGCCAGAGGAUAUGAGGCAAGGUGCCGUGCUGGUAUAUCCACACCUUGAACCUCCUGGAUAAACCAGACUUGUCUACUGCGGACAGCCAACCUUCAAGGUUCUUGAUGGUUGACUGGAAAGACGCUGCGUUCCUAAGGCUACAGUCAAAGACCUUGUCUUGGCUAGUGACUGGUUUCUCAGUGAUAGAUGGUCUAGGAACACUGUCCACAAAGAAGCAGAACUUGGUCACCAUACCACUUUUUGUCUCUUCAGGACCAUGGACCUGGAUUUUAUUGGUUUAAAGCUCAUUCUUGCCAAAGAGAUGAGCUUUACCAGGCUGAGAAGGAUACAUCUGUUGCCAGGCACUGAUGUCAUGGUGACUGUCAGAUCAUCCAUGUAGACUCUGAUGGGGGGGGCUGCCAAAUACUGGACUUGGACAGGGUGCCUCUGUCUCAGCUGCCUUGACCACCAUAUUCAUGGCAAGGGCGAAGAGAAUAACUAACUGAGAUGGUACAGCCAGUUAUGAGCCCUUUCUCGAGCUGAUGCCAGUCAGAUGUUGAGCUCCCAGAAGUGACUCUAAGCCUGAAGUCCCCGUAGUAGUUCCCGUAGCUGCUUGACUGUCUGUUAUUUUCAUGCACAAUAGUCUCUAGAAUUUACGCAGAAUAGUGAGGAAAACUAAAGGAACUAAAAUAUUUUAACUAAAGGAAAAUUAAUAGGUUAAAAAACAAGUAAUUUUUUUUCUUAAACCCACGUGGAUAUUCCUGAAGUAUCUCUACAACUGUUUUGUUUCCAUUCUUCCUUAUCUACUGGGCUCUUUGGCUUGCUGUCUUCAUGUGUUGUGCAACCUGACUUGGUGGCCAGAUAAUGUUUUUGAGCCAUUUAAUCAUAUGGAGAGCUCUUUCAGCAAAUUCUGUUUUGGAGCACAUUUUAAUGGGAGAACAUGGGAGUUCAAGAUGGGAUUUCAGAACAAUCCAAAUAUCUUGUGUGUACAUGACAGAACAGUGUUAUUGCAGACUCUUGGCACAACUUCAGACGUAGUGGUAUGUCUACCUCUGCGGAGCUUUGUAUGAACAAUUAGAAGACGCUGUUGCAAAAAGCCUGUGAUGUCCUCGGCUAAACCAUGUUUCCUUAGUUUUGAAUUGAGUAAUAACUGUACUUGCAUAGUCUUUAUGCUGACUGCUCAAUGACUGAUGAAGCCAGUUUGGUUUUGGUACCAAACUGUUGAACAGCUGAAAUUGUACAUCAGAAAUAAUGUGACAUUUCACUUUCAAAACUAUAGCAAUUGGUCUCCUCAGUUUCCAAACAUUUACAGUGUUAUUAAACAUGGAGUUGAUGCAACAUAGUCAUAAACAUGCCCCUGUUCCAACUUUUUUGGAACGUGUUGCUGGUAUUAAAUUCAAAAUGAGCUGGAUUUAAAAAAUAAUAAUAAUUUUUAAAAAAGAUUUCUCAGUUUAAACAUUUGAAAAAUAGCCUUUGUACAGUACUAUUUCCAAUGAAAUACAAGGUUUCCAUAAUUUGCAAAUUAUCAAGUUCUUGUUUUAUGUACUGUUUACACAGCA